This is a messenger RNA of Aspergillus piperis CBS 112811, 1880 nucleotides long. RefSeq names its product hydrolase. Lineage: Eukaryota; Fungi; Ascomycota; Eurotiomycetes; Eurotiales; Aspergillaceae. Gene Ontology annotation, molecular function: catalytic activity. The transcript has 4 exons. Bases 420 to 1448 code for a protein of 342 amino acids. The record is from RefSeq and is a predicted model, not a curated record.
CUAGACUUGGCUACCCUAACUUCCCUAAGAUCGACUAAGAUAUAGUCUCCAGACACUAAGAUAAGUCUAGACACGUCACCGUAAUCGGGGUGGGGCAUGUAUUUGCCCUUCCCCGAUGUUACUCUACCAUCCCACUCCGUACACUAAGACUGCGGACAAAGUACUUCAGAUAGCAUCUUGCCACGAUAAGCACUAACCUGUCGAUCGACAGUAACAGGGAAUCAAAAGGUACAGAAAAGGGCUUAAUUGAGGGGUAAUGUGAACAGGGAUCAGGUACCAGGUCCAAGCUCAACUGAUAAGGGUAUUGUGCUCUAAUAAAAUGGGCAAAUGCCCUGGUAUACCUCCGUAGAAAGGACACCUCUUCUUGUCUCUUGUGAACAUAGCACUUCCAUACUCUCUGAUUAUUUUGACUACUAGCAAUGGCCUCACCACAAACCAUUUACCUCGCCGUCAGUCAGGCACACACCCUCGCCAGCACCCCGGAGACUGUCCAGGCAUUGUCACAGCAAUGUCGGCAAGCAGCCAAGCAGACCCCAUCACCCGACCUGAUUCUCUUUCCGGAAGCUUACAUUGGGGGCUAUCCUCGUGGGGCGACCUUUGGAGCCAAGGUGGGAUCUCGAGACGAUGAAGGCAGAGAACAAUACCUGAACUACUUCAAGGAUGCGGUGGAUCUGGGCGAUACGCCUGAAGGAGCGGGGGAGAAGUGGGUGAGAAGGGAAUUGGAGGGGCAGGACGGGAGUGGAAGUGGAGUCCGAAGGGGCGAUGGAGUCCGCGAGGAGCUGGAACUAGUGGCUCGCGAGACGGGUAUCUUCAUCGUUACUGGAUUGGUUGAGAGGGCUGGAGGGACUCUUUAUUGCGCAGUAGUUUAUGUCUGUCCCAAGUUGGGAGUGAUUGGCAAGCGGAGAAAGGUCAUGCCGACAGGAAGUGAGCGUCUGGUUUGGGGCCAGGGACAGCCCUCUUCGCUCCGUGCGGUGACAACCACCAUCAAAGGCGUGAAACUCACCCUAGCAGCUGCUAUCUGCUGGGAAAACUACAUGCCGCUGUUGAGGCACUCCCUCUACAGCCAGAAUGUCAACCUCUAUCUAGCCCCCACAGCCGAUCAGCGUGACGCAUGGGCCCCGCUCAUGAGAACCAUUGCCUGCGAGGGUAGAUGUUUCGUCCUGAGUGCCAACCAAUGCCACAGGAAGAAGGACCAACCUGCUUGGGUUUAUGGGGAAAAGUCCGAGAGUGAGGAGUUUGCCACCAGAGGGGGUUCUUGCAUUGUAGCUCCGAGUGGUGAUAUGUUGAAAGGACCGCUCUGGGAGGAAGUAGAUGGCAUGAUGAUGGUGGGGGUGGAUUUCGAUGAUUGUCUGAGAUACAGAUUGGACUCGGAUGCUGCUGGAAGUUAUUCGAGAAACGACUCUUUCAAGUUGAUUGUGAAUGGACUUGAUAUCAGUCCUCCUCUUUAGAGGGCAAGUAUGAUACUUAGCUUACUUGAACAAUACACGUCUGUGAUACUCUGUAUUUGCACCCAAAAGACACAUUUGGAUAGCAUGUAAUCUAAUGUAGAAGAUCCAGACUCUACAUUCCACAAAGCACAGUUUCUAUCUAAUCCUGGUGGCUGUUCUAUAUCCGUGUUCCUCGUAACAAACAUCCAGAAUUAGUCUCAACCUCAUACUGCAUAAUACCGAUUACCCUUCUAUCCCCUGCACCAUCAAUCUAUACCUCCCAAGUCUAUAUACCCAACCCACUCAACACUAUACAACGGUAUACGAAACCCGACUAACCCCCUUCGACCUCGAAAUCUUCUUCACCUCAAUCCUCCCAACCAAGCUACAAUCCGUAACAUGUGUCCCUCCGCAAGGAUAACUUCCCAACCCCUCCAUCUCCACAACCCUCCC